GAGAGGCGGCGGACGGAAUGGGACGGUGCAGGUGCAGUACAUGGAAACCUGACUGGCAACAAUGAUGAUGAUGAUAGUAAUGAGGAUGAUGAUGAUGAUGGUACCCCGCCUACCAAAACUACCACCACCACCACCACCGCCAAGUACCUCCUAGUUUCAAUGUAAUGAGUCCCAAGUCUUCAGGCAGGAGGUAAACAUGGGUGAGGGUGGCGGCGGGCGCGGCAAGAUGUGCCUCCUGAAGCUCCUGGCGGCGGCUGCGGUGGUGUCUUUCGUUGUGGCCUCGGAGGAAGUCAGUGUGGAGGAUAUGUUGGAUCGGCUGGAAACCAUGGGCCUAACUGACCAGGAGGUGGACGAGUUACUAGCGGAUGAAGACUUGGAGUCGCUGCAAGACAAACUGUAUGAACUGGAUACCAAAUCAACCGGGUCCGAUCUGUCGCCCUUUGAAACUCUUCUGCCACACUUAAAGACUAACAAGCCGAAGACCGUCGGGGAAUUGCUGAACGCUGGUAAACAAGCCCUGGACCGCGGGCAAGUCGAGCUAACCAGGAGCCUGGGUAUGAAGGUCCACCGCUACCAGAAGGCUGUGCGCAAUGUGAGCUCCGUCAUGGUGACCGGCGCUCCAUUGGUGACCUUGACCCUGGAGGAUGACCCCACCCCCUCCUCUGACUGGAUGCUGCACGUGACCGCCCUCCACCUGCACACCCACCUCACAACCACCUACCUGCUCCUUGGCAGCCUCAGGACUCGGGAGCAGCGCGUGGUGGUUUGGUCCAGUCACUCUCGCACUCUCAGAACCUUAGCCAAGUUUCAACUCACGGACGUCAGCAUCGAUAGAGUGGACAGGACGGCGACUUACCUGCACGAAGGCUUCCUGUUCUUGGUGCUCGGUUCGUCACGCUCGCGCCUGGUGAGCGUGGUGUGCAUUGAGCUGGCCACUAGUCGCGUCAUGCUGCCUCACGUCAUCACCCAGCGUGGCGUGGUGGGCGCCCUCCAUCUGCUAAAGGCUGGAGGCAAUCUGUACCUGGUGGUCGGCGAGAGUUACCACUACUCGCCGAAAGAUGGCAAUGGGCGCUCUGAAUUGUACAUGCUCGUGGGUGACUUCUUUGACAAGCAAGAGGACAUAGUGUUCGAAGCGUCUGGUGUGAGGGACAUCACUAGCUUCGCCUCGCAAGGCAAUCACUACAUUGUCUUCGGCAUGGAAGAACCGAAGGGUUCCAAGGUGUACGCUCUGCACACAAGGACGCACACGGUCAUCUCGCACUUGGAGGGUUUGGGCGUGACCGUGAGCCUGGUGCAGCGUCUCGUGGAGACACGCGUGCAGCGCGUGGCCCACUUCCGUGACCAGACUGACCUCAAGCACUUCGUGGUGGUGCUGGGCCGCUUCUCAUCUACUGUCUACUGGUGGAAUGAUCACCGGCUGGUCAAGUGGCAGACUCUGGACACGCCGCAACUCCCUGGUGUCGGCGGCUCCCUCGCUGCCUUGCCACUGCCUAACUUCGAGCACCUGCUAUUCGCCUCUGCCGGGUCUAACAUCACCGUGUACACCUACCACACGACGGGCACACACCAGCCUUCCUUCAUUAUCUCUACCGCCUGCCAAAGCAUCAGAGACUUAAGUGCUGCCAAUGUCGGGACGGACCAUCUACUUGUCUACGUGUGUGAAGGUCCCGUGAACCGAAUGGAGGCCAGGCUGGUGCAUCUAGAAGAUUUGAUGGAGGGCCGCGAGGAGCAGCAGAGUCAGUUGUCCACGUGUCUGGCUGACCUGCGGGCCGUGCUGGACGCCAGAAAGGAGGACGUGGCAAUCCUGCAGCAGGUGGUGGACACGGACGCCCUCAUGACUGUUGAUCGCCCACAGGUGUGGAGCGGACCCAUCGUCGUACCGGAGGUGUGGGUGGAGCAGACUUCCUCCCUGCAACACACGGUGGUCAUCCCACCUGGUGGUGGCGCAGGAAACCAGAGCAUCAACGAGUUCCAGGCCCUGGUGAACAGACUGCAGAGCGAGGUGACAGACUUGAAGGCAGCGUUGGGCACCAUCCUUUACUACAUCGGCGAUCAGAUCAUCUCCAACCCCACGUCGUCACUCUCCAUCAACGUUACACAUGCAUUCUUCGAAGUGGUCACAGUCAGCAAGCUUCACGACUUGCCCAUGACCAGACUAAUACAGGAAGUGCUGUUGGACGGCCCCGACCAGAUCAUCACGGGAGACUGGCAGUUCGGCCAACUUAACACCCAGAGACUGACUACCCGUGGCCGCCACCCACCAGGCAGGCUGAACGGCGUGCUGACUGCAGACUUGAUGCGGCGCAGCGUGGCUGAUCAGGUGGUGACGGGGCGACACGAUUACCGUAGCAUGACCGCGGGAAGGAUCUGUCACAUUCGCUGCGAACAGGACCUGUCCAUCCUAGUCAACGGCAUCGACACUUCAACCAUCGUGAUGCGGGGCGCGCAUGCCACCUUCACCGCCAGGAAGACCUUCAGCCACGUGGUGCUGCGGGACACCCUGGACGUCGCUACCGUGAAUGGGGUGUCGCUGGCACAGGUCCUGGACAACGUGGUAUUCACGGACUUGCGCGGAACACAAGUGCUAUCGGGGCGCCAUGCCAUCCAGCGGCUCACCGUGGAGGGUAACCUAAACGUAGGCUCCGUGAACGGCGUCAAUGUGAGAGAAUUGGACAAGGCCGUGGUGAAGAAACACGGAGACUACAGGAUGGCAGGCUCGGUAGUGUACAAGAGGAACUUGGCCGUCCAAGGCUCCACGGAGGUACAGAGUGUGAACGGCGUGCCUUGGGGAGAACUCUUGCCCCUCAACGCACCAGUGAGCAUCAGUGGCUUCUACACCUUCGCCAGGGCCACGGUGUUGGGUGCGCUGCGCUCAGACAACAUCAAUGGCCUGGACCUGAGCCAGGAGGCUGUGCUGCUGGAUGUGGACCAGAACAUACAAGGCCGCAUUCAAUUCCUGGAAACGGUGAGAGUGACGGGAGCCGCGGGUGUGCGUUUGGGUGAAGGUGUCACGGUGAACGGCAUAGACCCCUCCGAGGUGGCAGUUAGUGGCUUGGGUGGCGGCAGCAGCAUCGGAGGAAGGGUAGUCGUGGUGGAGGAAGACCUGAACAUUACUUCCAUGCAGGUGAACGGCAACGUGGUCAUCUCGUCCAUCAAUGGCGUCGAUCUGACGGAGCUGGAGCGACGCUUCUGGCGCAAGUCUGUGUCACAGGAAAUAGACGCUGCAGUGCACAUCAACAAUGCUGUCUUCCUGGGCGGAGUGGAGGGCAGCACACUGAACGGCCACGCGGUGACUGAUUACCUGAGGGCAGACGUCAACCAACGGAUAACAGGACGCUACACGUUCGAGGGUUCGGCUGAGGUGCACGGCAACCUGGUGGUAGCGCAGGGCAGGAGGUUGGCUGGUGUUGACGUGUCAACGUUGCAUGCUCAAGUGGUAACACUGGACACAGCGCAGACACUGGAAGAGGAAGUGGUGUUCUCCGGGCGGGUGACUGUGGUGGGUGAUGUGGACGUGCAGGGUGAUUUCCUCCAGGUGUUGUCUAGAGGUCUGCGGCUGGACGAGACCAUCCCACACACAGGUCACUUGAACUUCGCGGGCGGGGCGGUGGUUGGCACCUUGCAAGUCACUGGGUCCGACAUUACGGUGGCGUCGCUCAAUGGCCUGGACGUGGCGGCGGCGGCAGCAGACCUGGUGCUGGCGGACCAAGACGCGACCAUCACGGGGGGAGUACGCGUCUCCGGCAACGUGAACAUUCGUGAGCUCCGCGUGUCCGGCCUCAUUGACGGCGUGGACGUGGGCCGCAUGAUGUCCCGCGCUCUACGCACAUCCUCCCGCACCCCGCAAGUGGUGACGGCGGGCUUGAUUGUGGAGGGUGACGUGCACUUCGCUCGCGCCCCGACCCUUGCACGUGUGAACGGCGAGGACUGGGCCACGCACCUUGGCAGUGUGGUGCAGGCUGGACAGAGGGAGCGCAUCGAGGGUAGAAAGCUAUUCGCGGGCGGUCUUCGUGUCACAGGCAACUUGCAGGCACGACACAUAAACGGAGUGCAGCUCAGCGCCCUGGCCUCGCGUAUCCUCCGAAAGUCCUCCCAGCAACUCAUUAGUGCCCCGUACACCUUCACUGGUGAUGUGACUGCCGAAGAGUUAUCCGCUGGCGUGAUCGACGGCGUUAACAUGGACGAAGUAGUGCUUAUAGACCAGGGCGGCGAGCUGAGCGGCAGCGUCACGUUCACAGAGGAUGUCACCUUUUUAGCGGGACUCACGGCGGACACCAACGUGCUGGAUUCCUGUGACUUUAGCAAGCUACAGAUUGGACCCACGCUAGGCGGGAGCGGGGAGUCCGUGGUGGAGAUGCCUACCGUGGAGAUUGACACCCUGGUGGUGGAGGGCAAGACUUUCCUCUCCUCUUCCGCCUCCAUCAUUGCACAAAACUUCGAUCUGCUUCAGUUCCUCAAUUCGCUGGUCCUUAAAUCCACCGACCAAGUAAUAACGGCUGACGUGAAGUUCCUGAAUGAUGUGCGAGUGGGCGAGAUGCGAGCUGCGGUGGUGGAUGGCGUGGACGUGGAAGCGUUGUUCCGGCAGGCUGUGCUUCGCGGAGACGAUGUGGUGAUUGAAUGCGACCUUCACCUGAGUGAGGGGCUGCAGGUGGGCAGGUUAGAAGUGAAGGCAGGUGUGGGUGGUGUGGACGCUGCUGGUGUGCUGUUCAAUGGAGUGGACUUGUCAGAACUGCAGAGGCGAGCUGUGCUACGUGACGGAGGGACGUAUGUGCUGCAGGGACGCAAGGUCUUCACAGCGGGCUUGGCUACACACCGCCUCAGAGCAGCAACUCUGGCGGGCGUGGCGGUGCGUGACCUGGUGACUGUGGGCGCCGUCUCCAGCAGGCUUCCAUCCCACCUGAUGUUCAGGACGCCCCUCACUGUGCUGGGUGACCUCUGGGUGUCAGGUCUGGUGGAUGGUGUGGACUUGGAGCAUCUCUUUACGGAGAGAGUUAGACUGGACGUUCACCAGACGCUCGCCUCUACCUACCACUUCGAAGCGCUCAGGAUAGAAGGCGACUUCACCACCUCCAGCAUCAACAACGUGACCAUCGCUGACCUGGUUCUACGUAGCGGAGUGACGAGGCAAGUGAUCAGCGGGCGCAAGGUGCUCCAGGGCGGCCUGCAGGUGAACGGAGUGCUUCAAGUGGGCUCCCUCAACGGUAUAGACGUGACCGAGCUAAACAGGACGGUAGUGAGAGUAGAUGACGCCAGCGCUGUGAUCCGCGCUGACAUGAGAUUCGAGGGCGAGGUGCGAUGUCUGGGCGGGACGGAGGUGCGCCAGACUGUGAACGGGCUUGACUUGUCUUUGCUGGCGCGCCGCGUGACGGAGAUCCAGCAGCGCUUAGUUGAUGAGAAGCAGCGGUUCAGGAACAUCCUCAGCCAGUUCGGAUCAUUAAACGAGGACAACUACGUGAAGGCCAGAGAGCUGUAUGCAGAGAUGGCAUCACUGGAGCGUGUGUUCCUGCCGCAAGAAACCAGCGCGUUUGGUCACUUGUGGGUAGGAUCCAUACCUGGCGUGGCAGAGGGACAUGUGCUCAAGAUAACAAAGUGCCACGUGUUGCAGUGUGGCUGUGACAUUGAGUGCCACUACUUCAAGGUUGCCAACGAUACUCGCCUGAUGCCCGUCCAUCACCUAGGGAGCAGCGUGGCUAUCACAACACACCUGCUGCGGGAUGGUCAGUCCCUCGUGGCUCUGCAUUCCCAGUGUGUGGGUGGGCGGGACAGACAGGUGAAGGUGAGCCUGCAGCACCACGCCGCCAAAUCGGUUCUGUUGCAGGGUGUGCUCUUAGACUCUGCGGUGUUUGUGGCUGACGGCGUGGACUACCUGGUGGCUGCUGUCUACAAGGAGAUGGACAGAAGCAACGUGUACGGCUUCGAGGACAGCAGUGAGGUGGUGCGCAGCGAGGUGGUGGUGGUGCGUGUGGACGCUGCCGCCAACAGCCUGCACGUGGUGACCCGCUGGGAUACCAAGACCUUAGUGGUGGCCCUGGACGUAACGCAGGCUGGAGGGUCGUGGUUCCUGCUGUUGGCCAAUGGAUUUGGAGACACUUCGGUGGACAGAUACGUCACGCCUUCUGAGAUCCUCCUCUGGGACACAAACACCAGACGGUUCCUGCACAAAGAGGAGCACAUGGGCAGCUACUUGUCGGGCGGGUCCUUCGUGCAGGCGAUGGGGGAAACCUUCAUGGUAUUGUCGCAGUACAAGAGCAAGCCACCACAGAUCAGCCGCUUCGCCUCAUCCUGCGCUUCUAAGGUCCUGGUCUUCCGGUACAACAAAGCCACGCAGGAGUUUGUGGAGUUCCAGUCGAUCGCCGCCUACGGUGUGGUGUCCCAAACAACGCUUCAGGUGGAUCGUUCUCUGUACCUCAUCUUGGCGUCUCCUUCCGAUCAUUGUGUAUACGUGUGUCUGUACAAGCAUUCUGAGGGCUUCAUUAUCAUCCACAAAGUGUUCUUGGUGGCGCCGCUGUCCGUGGUGGCCGUGACGGCGGGCGAAGACACCUUCUUGCUGGUGUCCACCCCGACGGGCGUGAUGCGCUACAAGGUGUUCGUCAAGGGCGUUGAUCCAGACACGCUUUUCUUGUAUUAGCCAGCUCGCAACAAUCUUAUGUUUAUUAAAAUAAAGUGUUGCCGUUA
This is a messenger RNA of Portunus trituberculatus (swimming crab), 6675 nucleotides long. RefSeq lists its product as uncharacterized. Gene Ontology annotation, molecular function: heparin binding. Bases 197 to 6628 code for a protein of 2143 amino acids. The transcript has 42 exons. Gene Ontology annotation, cellular component: cell surface. The record is from RefSeq and is a predicted model, not a curated record. Lineage: Eukaryota; Metazoa; Arthropoda; Malacostraca; Decapoda; Portunidae.